Messenger RNA from Rotaria sp. Silwood1, 1815 nucleotides. Lineage: Eukaryota; Metazoa; Rotifera; Eurotatoria; Philodinida; Philodinidae. The record is from the annotation of a GenBank genome assembly.
AUGUUAUUCUUACUCGUUUUUCUUUUCUUAAUUCAUCAAAUAAAAUCUUGUCCAUUAACUGAUGAAUAUUUAUCUCGUUGUCAUUGUGGAAUAUUAACAAACGGUGAAUCUUAUAUAAAAUGUGAAGAAUAUUCUCUUGAUCAUAUACCAAAAUUUAAACGUUCAUAUUCCUAUGAUGAACUUAUAUUAACAAAUAAUAAUAUAAAAAAUUUAACAUCAUCAUCAUUUGAUAAUAUAAAAACAAUAAAACGUAUUAAUUUAUAUGGAAAUAAUUUAUCUCAUAUAGAUGAAAAUUUAUUACGUUUAUUAGGAAAUUAUUUAGAAGAAUUAAUAUUGACUGGUAAUAAUCAUAUAAAUUCAUUAGAAUUUUUAACACGUUAUCCAUUAAAAAAAUUACGUUUAAUUAAAUUAAAUCAAUUUAAUUUAACAAAUAUAAAUUUAGAAAAAUUUUUUCAUAAUAUGACAAAUCUUGAAAUAAUUUAUUUAAAUUCAUGUCAAUUAAAACAUAUACCAAAUAUAAAUCAUAUAAAACAAUUAAAUUUAGAAAAUAAUUUUUUAUCACAAACAAUAUUUCUAUCAACAACAUAUUAUUAUCUAAAUCUUGCUAAUAAUUAUAUAACAUCAAUUAUAUUACAAAAUAAUAAAAAUUUAAUAUCAUUAAAUAUAUCAAAAAAUAAUUUAAACGAAUUUUAUUCAUUAACAAUAUCAAAUAAAAAUUUAACAAUAUUAGAUUUAAGUUAUAAUUAUUUAACAUAUAUUGAUUGGACAAUAUUAAAUGAUAAUUUAAUGUAUCUUAAUCUUAGUUCAAAUUUUUUUACAAAUAUUUUAUUUAAUUCAUUUCCAAAAUCCUUAUUAUCACUGGAUUUAAAUUCAAAUCAAUUAAAAACGAUUGAAAAAAAUUAUUUUUUUCAACAAUUAAUUUAUCUUAAUUUAGAUUUAAAUCCAUUUGAAUGUAAUUGUCAUAUAAAAUGGUUAAAAAAUUUAAUGAAAAAAUUUAAUACAACAACAUGGUCAUGUUCAUCAUCAGAUUUUAAAUGUCAAACGAAUUUAAUGCCACAAAUUAUUUUUUUUAAUAUAAGUUUUAUAAAAAUUUUUAAUAAUUAUGCUCUUUUUCUACAAUGGUCAAUUGAUAAUUAUCACGCAAUUAAUUAUUUACAAAUAACUAUUGAUAAACCUUAUCAAAUAUCAAGAAAAUUUUAUUCAAACCAAACACGUGCAUUUAUUUCAGAUCAUAUAGAAUUUAAUCAAUAUUAUCAUAUAUGUUUAUUAAUAAUACAUAAAUAUGCGCAUGAUAAAUAUUGUCAAGAGAUAUUUACAAAAAAUCCAAUUAUAAAUAAUCAAAUAAAGUAUCAAGAAAAUGAUUUUAUUUUUAAUAAUAAUAAUAAUAAUAAUAAUAUAGAUAUUGAUACAAAAACAAAUGAUUUUAAUGAUAAACAUUUAUAUUUAUUAUUAAUUGGUUCGUGUAUUGGUGCUUUAUUAACAAUUAUAUUACUUAUAACAUGUUGUUAUUUAUGUUAUCAAAUAUAUCAAUACAAACAUAUUAAUCAACAACCUAUUUACGAAAAAUGUUCACAACAUAUUCAUUAUCCGAUUUAUCAUACACAUCCACAAUGUUCGCAUCAUCAAGUAAUAUAUAAUUCAGAAAAUAUAUCAAAUUCAACGGAUAGUAGUCAUAUGGAUACAUCAUCAUCAACAACAACAAAUAAUCCUAAACAUAUUUAUCAAACAAUUGAUAGUCAAGAAUAUCGUUCAUUAAAAAGACAACAUCAACAUUUAUUUGAAUUGUGGAACGAAUCUGUUAAGCAGAAAAGAUAA